Molecule: messenger RNA, 1500 nt
Organism: Vigna unguiculata (cowpea)
Lineage: Eukaryota; Viridiplantae; Streptophyta; Magnoliopsida; Fabales; Fabaceae
Product: pentatricopeptide repeat-containing protein At1g03540 pseudogene
Source: RefSeq, a predicted model, not a curated record
GGUUUCAGACAAAAUUGAUAUGUUUCUGUGCAUUCUAUUAAUCUCUAGGUUGGAUGCCUUGGAUUCUGCACUAUCUUCAUCUUUUGAUGCUGGAGUUACGAAAAGCCAUAAAAUUCAAAAUUCAUUCCAUAUCCUAAAAUGACUCAUUCACCCUUUUCUAUUCUCUUCACCAAACGAUUAAAAAAUUGUCAAAAAGCCAGUAUCAAAUGAAGGUAACUGAGAAAUGCGGUGUCAAACAAUCAUUUUUGUUUUUAAGAAAUAUAUAAUUCGUGAAACAUUGCUAUGAUGUAUCGGUAAAGAUGAUGGCUAAACCUCGCGAACUCGUGCCUCUCUACGCUACGCUUCUCGACGCUUGCUCUUCCGCGAAGCACUUAAAGAAUCUGAAACGAAUCCAUGCGAUGACCAUCACCUUAGGCAUUUCAAGCAAUGACUUCAUUCGAAGCAAGCUUGUGUCUUCCUACGCUUGCUGUGCCCAAUUGCACGAAGCGAAUAUCAUCUUCUCCUUCACCAUUCGGCAACCCACUUUCCUUUUCAACUCUCUCAUCAGAGCACAUUCGUCUCUCGGCUUUUUCUCUCAAUCCCUUUCCAUCUUUCGCCACAUGGUCCUUGCUCACAAGCCCUUUGAUCGUCACACGUUACCCGUGGUGUUGAAAUCUUGCGCUGGUUUAUCGGCUCUACGGCUUGGGCAACAAGUCCAUGGAGCUGUUUUGGUUAAUGGGUUUGCCUUGGACUUGGCAAAUUCUAAUGCUUUGGUAAACAUGUAUACCAAGUGCGGCCAUUUGGAUAGUGCGCGCAAGGUGUUUGAUAGAAUGUGGCAAAGGAAUGAGGUUACGUUUUCAACCAUGAUGAAGGGUUAUGGAAUGCAUGGGGAGUGUGAGGAGGUGUUCGAGCUAUUUGAUAAAUUGGUGGAGGCAGGGGAGAGGCCUGAUGGUGUGAUUUUUACUACGGUUCUGAGUGCGUGUAGUCAUGGGGGGUUAAUAGACAAGGGGAGAGAAUAUUUUGAGAUGAUGGAGGUAAGGUUUGGAGUGAAACCUGGACUGCACCAUUAUACGUGCAUGGUGGAUAUGUUGGGGAGGGUUGGUCAGGUUGAGGAAGCAGAAAAGUUAAUUUGGAGAAUGGAGGUUAAGCCUGAUGGGGCUUUGUGGCGUGCCUUGCUGGCAGCUUGUAAAACUCAUGGGAAGGUUGAGGUGGCUGAGAGAGUAGCAGAGAGGGUUUAUGGAAGGGAACUGAGUAUUGCAUCGUCAAUUUAAAUUUUGUGUACGUGGAUUUUGCUCAUCAGAGAAUGCCUGCAGCCAGCUUAAGGAUAAGCAUUUUCCAGUCUUGCAUGGCCAUACCUUAGAUAUUGUGUACAUUAUUUCAUAUGUAUUCAACAUUUUUUUACGGACUUUGAUCUGAGACGCAAUAACCAGUGUCUUAAAACCAAAAAUUGUUCUAUCUAUCUUGGAAGUCGCAAGCAUUUAAAAAUUGCAGAACAUAAUCUAUGAAACUACUAUUUUAUCA